AUGGCGAGCGAACAGGCAAUGAGUUUGUUAAAAAAGAAACGCGGUAUCAUUAAGGGUCAACUGUCUAAGUUCACCACAUUCGUCGAUAGAUUCACGGACGCGGGAAGUGUGACGGAAUUGGUCGCUCGGUUGGAGAAGGCUGAAGCGUUAUGGUCGGAAUUUGAUAAAAUACAGACUGAAAUCGAGCUAGCGGACGAUUCGGAGGCGCAGGCAGGUCAUCGCGACGCGUUUGAAGCGUCAUAUUUUGUAGUGAUAGCUAGGGCUAGAGAGUUAGGACAGAUGAAUCCAGAUGUGCAGCCGCAAACAAAUCACGCGUGUAACAAUUCAAAUCAAAACGUGCAACUACCUACAUUGAAAUUACCGGAGUUUGACGGUGAAUAUAGCAAGUGGAUGCAAUUUAGCGAUACGUUUAGAGCAAUAAUUCAUAACAACGCUAUUUUAACCAUUACACAAAAAUUUUACUAUUUGAGGUCGUGUUUAAGCGGAGAUGCCGCGCGGGCCUUAGACACAUUAGAGGCAUCGGAUGCAAACUACGACAUUGCUUGGAAUAUUUUGAAAGAAAGAUUUGAAAAUAAAAAUAUCAUAAUACACAAUCACGUAAAAGCCUUGUUCGAUUUACCGCAGGUUAUCAAAGAUUCCCACGCGUCUCUGAGGGACCUGUCUGAUAGCAUGUCGCAACAUUUGCGCGCAUUAGAAUCGCUAGGGCAGCCGGUAGAAAGCUGGGACUCGAUAAUAAUUUUUCUGAUUACAACUAAAUUAGAUUUAGCAUCGCGGAAUGAGUGGGAAAAAAUGUCGGUUAAACGCAAGGAGUUACCCAGCAUUGAUAGUUUCAAGAUAUUUUUAAACGAGCGCUGUCAAAUACUUGAAAGAUUAUUCAAAGAUACUAAACAAACGGAUAAACGCAAUUCAAAUAAAGAUUCAAAGAAUACCACAAAGGCGGGUUCGUUAACUCAUUUAGCGGCAAACGUAGCAAAAUGCAUGUUUUGCAAGGGCUCACAUAGCAUAUAUUUUUGUAAAGACUUAUUAAGCUUACCCGUUGACAAGCGAUUAACACAAGUUAGAAAAUUAAAGCUAUGCACGAAUUGUUUGAGAAAUAAUCAUUUCAGCAAGGAUUGCAGAGCAAGCGGCUGCAAAAAAUGCAGCGGCAAACACAAUACCUUAUUGCAUUUUGGCGAUUCAAAGGUUGAGCACGAAACGAAUAAUCAAUCCUCAUCGAAUAUAAACAAGGCAGUAGAUAACGACAAAGCAAGCAUAAAUCAGGAGUCAGCGAUAACUACACAUGCGGUUCAGGCAGCUCAUAAUUCGUAUAUUUUAUUGGCAACAGCGAGAAUUGUUAUAUUUGAUAACAAUGGUAGAUCACAUCCCUGUCGAGCUCUAUUAGACAAUGGUUCUCAAUCUAAUUUUAUCACGAGCAAAUUAGCGCAAAAAUUAGGGCUAGCGAAAACACCCAUAAAGAUUCCGAUUUGCGGAGUUAAUCAAAACAUAACCCAUAUUUCGCACAGAACUGAAGCGUCUAUUAAAUCGUUAUAUAACAAUUAUAAGGCCAAAUUAUCCGUUUUAGUAGUUGACAACAUUACACAGGAUCUACCGAAUAGAUUCUACAACAUCUCCGCGUUAAACAUUCCGGAGGGUCUCUCAUUGGCGGAUCCGCGUUUCAACUAUCCCGAACCAGUAGAUAUGUUGUUAGGUGCUGGUAUAUUCUGGAAGCUCUUGUGCGCGGGACAAAUCUAG
Molecule: messenger RNA, 1731 nt
Organism: Monomorium pharaonis (pharaoh ant)
Lineage: Eukaryota; Metazoa; Arthropoda; Insecta; Hymenoptera; Formicidae
Exons: 1
Coding region: 1-1731 (576 amino acids)
Source: RefSeq, a predicted model, not a curated record